Molecule: messenger RNA, 987 nt
Organism: Gavialis gangeticus (Gharial)
Lineage: Eukaryota; Metazoa; Chordata; Crocodylia; Gavialidae
Product: olfactory receptor 11A1-like
Exons: 1
Coding region: 1-987 (328 amino acids)
Biological process (GO): G protein-coupled receptor signaling pathway
Cellular component (GO): membrane
Molecular function (GO): G protein-coupled receptor activity; olfactory receptor activity
Source: RefSeq, a predicted model, not a curated record
AUGGCAAAUGCAGAAUGGGGAAAUCAAACAUCCAUUAUGGAAUUCAUCCUUCUGGGAUUUGGGGAUUUCCCUGAACUGCACAUUCCUCUCUUCCUGGUUUUUGUAGUGAUCUACAUUGUGACCAUGGCUGGGAACAUCCUCAUCAUUGUGCUGGUUGUGGCUAAUCAGCACCUUCAUACCCCCAUGUACUUUUUCCUGGGAAACUUGUCCUGCUUGGAGACAUGCUACACCUCUACCAUCCUGCCCAAGAUGCUGAUCAGUUUGAUGACUGGGGAUAGAACCAUUUCUAUUAAUUGUUGCAUCUUACAAUUUUAUUUUUUUGGUUCUCUGGCAGCUACAGAAAGUUAUCUACUUGCCAUGAUGUCUUAUGAUCGAUAUUUAGCAAUAUGCAAACCUCUGCGUUAUGCAGUUCUAAUGAAUAAUAAGUACUGCCUUCAGCUUGUUUCUGGUUCUUGGAUAAGUGCUUUCUUAGCCAAUUUCUCAGUUAUAUUUUUGAUGUCGCAAUUAUUUUUUUGUGGCCCUCAUGAAAUUGACCAUUUCUUUUGUGAUUUCACUCCAGUUGUAAAACUUGCUUGCAGUGACACUCACCCAGUUGAAAUCGUUACUUUCUUCAUGGCUUUUAUAUUCACCAUAACUCCAUUUAUGUUAACUCUGUCAUCCUACAUCUAUAUCAUGAUUGCCAUCCUUAGAAUUCCUUCUGCCAAUGGGAGGCAAAAAGCGUUUUCCACUUGCUCUUCUCACCUCAUUGUUGUGAUCAUUUUCUAUGGAACAAUAAUAAUUGUCUAUAUGCUACCAGAUACCAAAACACUGAGAGACCUGAACAAAGUGUUCUCUGUCUGCUACACUGUUCUCACUCCACUGGUCAAUCCACUCAUCUACAGCCUAAGAAACAAAGAAGUACACAAAGCUCUGAGGAGUGUUCUCCCUAGAUUGAGAGCUUUUCUAAGAGCUAAAACAAUCAAGUUCGAUCCUCUUAAGUUCCAGUGA